AUGACGGAACGUUCUGUGCCUCAGAACAGAACGUUCUGUUCCAUAAAAGGUUAUAUAUAUAUUGGUCUCGAUGGGCCUUCAGAAGGUAAAAAUCCGUCAGUCAUGGACCUUACCAUAUUUGGGUACGAGAUCGGUGAAGUGAUUGCAGAAGGCACAUUUUCCGUUGUGAGAAAGGCUUUCUCCCACAAGCUUCAACGAUCUGUUGCCAUAAAAAUUAUUGAUAAAUCAAAACAGUCUGAUGACUUCUUAACUAAGUGUUUGCCAAGGGAGGUUUCCAUUUUUGCAGAAUGUUCCCACCCUAAUAUAAUCAAAGUAUAUCAAAUCAUUGAUUCAAAUGAACAUACAUUGUUUAUCAUGGAAGAAGCAAAAAGAGACCUCUUUGACUUAGUUGACUCUCAAGGUCAUUUAUCCGAAGAGGUUGCCCGACCAUAUUUUAAGCAGAUUUCCCAGGCUUUGGAAUAUUGCCAUAUACAUCAUAUCGCACACCGUGAUAUUAAGUGUGAAAACAUUUUAAUUACUAUCGAUAAUAUCCCAAAACUCACUGACUUUGGAUUAGCAACUUGCAUAAAAGGCUCAGAGAGUUGCCCAUCUUCAACAUUUUGUGGAUCGGCAGCAUAUGCUGCUCCUGAGAUUCUCAAUGGUGAGAAGUAUGAUCCAUUUAAGGCAGAUAUCUGGAGCCUGGGUGUUCUCCUCUAUGUUAUGGUGACAGGCUGCAUGCCUUUUGAUGAUAGUGACCUUUCAAAGCUCAAGGAGCUACAGAAAGCACCUGUUUUUAUAGAAUUGCGACAAGGGACUGCCUAUUCAGGGGCACAAGACAGGUGUCUCUGCAGCUGCGAGCGAGAUCCCAGGACGGUGCGUUGCCUUCCUGGUGCCAGGGUCAAGGACGUCUCGGAGCAGUUGUAG
Rhincodon typus (whale shark) is the source of this 903-nucleotide messenger RNA. RefSeq names its product testis-specific serine/threonine-protein kinase 6-like. Gene Ontology annotation, cellular component: cytoplasm. The transcript is spliced from 2 exons. NCBI's taxonomy places the organism in Eukaryota, Metazoa, Chordata, Chondrichthyes, Orectolobiformes, Rhincodontidae. Gene Ontology annotation, molecular function: protein serine/threonine kinase activity; ATP binding; tau-protein kinase activity. The record is from RefSeq and is a predicted model, not a curated record. Gene Ontology annotation, biological process: microtubule cytoskeleton organization; intracellular signal transduction; protein phosphorylation. The coding region runs from base 1 to 903 and encodes 300 amino acids.